CGGUCUGAACUCGUACUGGGCGCGCGACCGACGUUUGAACGGAGAAGGAAAAAACCGCGAAAGGGGCAGAGUAACGGCUGGCGGCGGCGGCUCCGGCUCACGAUGAACGAACAGGCGGCACUGCCUCGGCUGGAAUUGCCUAAGCAGCCAUACAGAAGUAGAUUCUACAGAGACAAUGCAUUUGGGAGACUGACGGGAAAGCCAAUGAACAUUGUUUUGCAGAAAAAUGCAAAUCCAUCAUCGAUUGUUAACAACUUCUUGGCUGGACUAGAUAGUAUUAAUAAUACUGGGCCACAGCUAGAUUCUACAUCCCAUUUUGAAGUUCAAUUUUCAGAAGGGAAAAACCCAAUGAAUGAACCUCCAAAGGAUCUUCAAUAUAAAAAGUCUAUUAUCAGAACACAAUUGCAGCCACCUGAAAGUAGUCAAUCUCAUCAGGCACCAGAAUAUUACACAGUCAAGGAGGGAGAAAAUAAUGGCUCAAGCAGUUCAAAAAAGCAGACUGCACUUCGGGUAGAACCAGUAGCUAUUGUUUCUGACAAAGCCAAUGCAGGUGACAAUGGUGAUGGUGUUUUCAUCUCUGACGCUAAUCAAGAUGGAAAAGAUUUUGAUGAACCAGAAAGAUCGCUCCUCAUUGAUGUAGAGGCACUAGUAUUGGAGGCUGAUGCAUCUCCAGAAAAGUUUGGGACCACUUAUGAUGUAGAAACUUCAGUCGUCAACUCAACUCCAUAUCCCUCAAAACCUUCGCAAAAUUCUAAACCAAACAUGAGGUUAUGUUUUAAUACAAGUGUAACGCCCAUAGCUGUGAAGAGUCCUAACAUAAGAGCUCAACAGAAGAUUGUCUCAAACGCUUUAGGAGUUGAAGAACCCAAGACUUUGUCAAGCUGUUUUAGAAAGAAACCAACUGUUUUAGGAUUGACACAGCCACCACAAGUUGAGCCACUUGUUCUUACACCAAAGUGUAAUGACUUUGAAUUUGAAUUGGUGGAAGAAGGGAGCUUCUGUUUUGAAUCAUGGACUUCCAGACCAAGGAAGGCACUGAGUCAGAAACCCAUUGCACAAGAAAAGAAAUCUAUCUUAGAUGUGAAGAAUAUAACAAAGAAAGAAAAGCACCAGAAAGCAGAUGGAAACCAAGUUGCUGCCUCAGAUGUAAAACAAAGGGAACCAGCAAAUGAGCAUUUGCCCCUUAAACAAUCAGAGGAUGCAAAAUCUUGCCAACAAAACAAGCAGGGAUCUAGCAAAAGCUCUGUAUGUACUGCAAAGAAUAAUACUGAGAGAGAGUUACAAAAUGAACCUUCAGCUGCCUCUAGAUGGUCUUUGACCUCCAAGAAAAGAACAGAAUUGGGAUAUGCAAAACAAAGAAAGUCAAGAGAAGUGUGUGUCAAGUCUCAGGAGAACAGAGAUGAUUGUGAGGCAUUCCAGGAAGAUUCACUUUUAUGCCUUGUAAAGAAGACUAAUAAAAUGGAUUCUAAUGCACUUGAGCAGGGUGCUUUAAGUUGUAAGAACUCUGCAGAAGCUGGCAGUUCAACCAAUUUAGCCAAAGCAGAUGAAAAUAACAGAAAAAUGCCUAGUAAAAGACUUUGCUCUAGAAUUGACACUCCAAGCAAGCAGUCUUUGGCUAAAAGACCAAUAUCAGACCCGUACACUAAAUGUGUGGAUCUGGAAUCUAUGCCAUUAGCUCAGACCACAGCAGAUAAUAAUGAUAUUGAUGAAUCAGCUGGAUUUGAAACAUAUCAGCUAAGAAAAAGCGUGUAUAGUGGGAAGAAUAAAGAAACUACCAUUGUGAAUGGAUCUCCAGCUCUUUCAAAACUCCCACAGAAAAUUAAAUCAAAAAGCUUAAAUACAAGUAAAACACCUGGGGUCUUGAGCAACUUUUUUGUGAGUCAACAAAAGGGAUAUCCAUCUGAGAACUUUGUUCCAUCUGAGAACGUUGUCCCAUCUACAUCUGGACUUGAAAAACAACAGAAAGAAGCACCACUUAUUCCUCAAGCAAGAUUUGGGAUAAAGUCUGCUUUAUCUGCAUUACCACACCCUGUUACACAAUUUACUCCUGUUACUCCAGCACCCAACACUGAAUUUGUAUUUGAAUCGGAAGAAGAAGAAAACUUCUGUUUUAAGUCAUGGAUUACAAUACCAAAGAAAGCCUUUGUGCAAAAGCAGGAUCCUGUUGAAUUAGAGAAGGAACGUAUUGUGGAUGCAAAGACAACAAAAAACAAGGAAAGAAAGCAGAAGGCGACAAAAGAGAAAACAUUCACUAUUCAAUCAAAGAUAAGUGAUAAAAAUCAGUUAGCUCAGAAUAUAAAAAACAAAGCAAAAUAUGAAAAUCAAUCUCGGAAACGUCCUGCAUAUCCAUUAAAAAGUACUACUGAGAAGGAGCAAAAGGAAGUACACAAUGAAUCUUCAUUCCACUCCCCUCCCAGACAAAAAAAAUUGAAAUCUGCAAGGCCAAGGAAAAAAUCUAUAGUUGAAUCUGAUAGAGACAAAAAUCAGAAAAAGUUACAAGAGGAAUUACACCAAGAACCUCAUUUCUAUGUUACGGGAUCUAAGAACAGAACUGAAAAGGCUGAACUUUUUGAUCAAAGUACAAGUGCUUAUAAUAAGUUUUUAGAAUCAAACUCAAUAAAUUUGGCUUCAUCCCAUUCAAAACACUUGUUGCCUUCUGAUAAAACAAAGUUAGAAGGCAAAAAAGGAAGACAAAGAAAGAAGUUUGUGGCCAAGUCUAAAAGAGCCAAAGAACAAGAAGAAAUUAAGGCCAGAUUUUGUGUUCAGGAAAAUGAAAAUGGAAUGGAAGAGUCCGGAAUGUCUAAGCAGAAUACAAUUCCAAAGAAUCCCUCAGAAUAUGGAUAUUCAGUAAAGGAUUACAAUGAAAAGAAAUCAAAGCUGCCUUUAUUUGCAAAAUCAGGCUCUGAGAGCAAAAAGAGAACCAAAAAGAAACAAAAACAGAACCGAACAGUUAACAAAGAAAUGGCAAAGAAGGGAACUCAGCCAAUGAAACAUGGCUCUUCCAAGAAAAGUCUUCCUUCUUACCAUGAACCUGAAGAGAACCCUACACAAGAUAAUGCUUUCAAUGUACAUUUAAGGAGCCGACGCCUUAUCAGACCACCAUCAAAGUGGUGGGUGGUACAGCAUUCUGACAAUGAUUUGCAAACAGAGUUGAACACAAAUUACUCACCAGAACGGGAGGCUAAUUUACAAGGAAGGUCGGCGACGUUAAAGUUUGCAAAGUCACAAAUGAAGAAAAAGAUGGUUAUGAAAACACCUUCAUUUGCUCAAUUGGAUACAGAAGAACAUAUUUCAGAGGAAUACACCUCUGAGAAGGAUGUUUCUGAAGAUGUUUAUUAUCCAGAUAGUCCACCGGGAGAUCAUGUUCAUAAUAUAUCAAAUAAGAAGCAAGGUAGAAAGCAAAAGUACACUUCAGCCUCAACCAAACCAAAAAAACGAUUGUUUUCAGAGGCCGAAGAAGAAAAGGCCAAAUCCUCUGAUAGGCACCAGCGCAAAAAGCAAAAAUUCCUUCAGAAACAAAAAGUUCAUGAUAUCAAUGUACAUGAUAAAACUGGAAUGGAACAAAAUGAGAAUUCUGAUGAACUUACAGACUCUGCUCAUGUUUCUCCAACUUCAAGGGAAACUAAGCACCUUACCUCUUUAUCAUCAAAACCAACUAAACAAAAACCCUUCCAAAAAUCUUUAGAAUCUUUCAGCACUACUUCUGUUGUGAAGAUUCCACAAAAACCUGCUCAUGAAUCUCCAGAAACUAUCAGUGUUUCCUCAGGGGCCAUAAUGAGUCCCAGAAAGUCCAAUACUAGACUGGCUAAUCAACCUUGUAUGAGUCCACAGGUUUCUUCAUUUACUCCACAUGGUGUUGCAGUGAGCACAGGAAGAUAUCAAAAUAAGACCAUUCCUUCUCAAAAGACAUUAGACGAGAAUGAGGAGGGUGAUGAAUGCACUACCCCUCUAAAAGGGAAGAGAACUUUAGAGCGAGGACAGCUCUGUAGCGAAUUGCCUGUUUUUAAUAAGAGUGGCCCAGGGCCCACUGUGAACUAUCAAGAAUCAUCAGAUGCAGGAGAAAGUAGACAUAUUGAGCAUGAAGUUGACAACAAUGAGAAGAAGCCACCUGAAGGAGAGGGAAGUUUGAAAUCAACCCGUGUGUGGAGCGAAAAGGAAAGCAGUGAAAUAUUUAUGGAUUGUGUUAAAACUUCUGAAAUGUGCAACUUCUUUUAUCCAUUAAGGACUGAAUAUGAUGAUAAUAGGUCCAUUGCAAUCUGCAAGAGUUUAAAUAUGAAAGCAUUUUCUUGUGGGAAACUUGUAUUGGGACCAUACAAAGAAAAGGGUUGUCAGAUGGUUUAUAAAGACACCAUGGUAUUUCACAUCCUAAAGGGUGAUCUACGUAUUACUAUAUACCGUACAACAUACUAUCUCAAAGAAGGCGAUUACUUCUUUGUGCCUUCAGGUAACACUUACAAUGUUACAAAUCUUCAGGAUACUGAGGCUGUUCUGCUUUUUACACAAUUGAAAGGAGCCACAAUGAUGUAAAUAAUGUAGUCAAAGAACAAGUUUUGUCGCCUGUAAUUAUUUUGUACAUUUGGACUGUAUUUCAUAAUAGUUUGUGAGCAUUUUUGCUUAAAAAAUUUGUACACAAUGAAGCUGAUGUAAAAAACUCAUCAUUUGUAAUAAAAGCAAAUAGCUUGAGUCAUUUAUUAGAAUAAUUGAGUAUUUAUGGAAUUUUGAAUCAUUGUCUGCUUUGAAAUAUACCAGUACUACAUAGACUUUGCAAUUUUUUAUCUGCAUGAUACCCUUUGGAAUAAGGACUGAUAAAUAUUGUAAUUAGGGUAGAAUUUUAAACAAAUUUUUAGGAGGUAAGUGCAAUCUGUGGUUUAUUUACAGAAAUUUAGUUUUAACAACCAAAGAUGAAUUUUUUUCAAAUAUGCAGUGGGAUUUAUUGUAAAAUAUCAGUAACUAAAACCUGUAAGUCAACAUCUUAGUGCUCUGAAUUUCUGUAGAGAAAUGAAAGGUGAUAGGAAUCCAAAAUAGGCCCACACUCAGUAAAAUAAUUUAAACAAAAUCAUCUCUGCAGAAGUAUAUUUAGUUACGUCAAUGCUGAGGAAAUAUAUUCAACAAGCUAUUAUUUUUCUGGGUUCUUUUUGUUCUUUUUGUUGAGAUUGUCCAAGAUAAUUUUUAUUUUUUUUCAGUUAAGGGGCAGAGGAAAUUCCUAUUUUGAAUAAUACAUAAUGUUGUGAGAUUGGUACUUGUAUACUGUAGAUGAAUUAUUUAGUUAAGAAAAAGGAUGUAGUGAAAUAAUUAAUGAAAGAAAGUGUUCCCAUUUUUACUUAUUUGUCAUAAUGAUAUUAAUGUAACUGAGAAUCUUGACUGUUUAUAAUUCUUAGAAUUAAAACUACUCUCCCCUUUCUAAUUCUCUGUACAGUAAACAAAUUAAUUUAAAUAUUUUUCUAUUUUCAACUAUUGUAAAUGAGUGGAAUAUUUUGUAAACUGAACUGUACUUGUAACAACUCAUUAGUUUUUCCAAAAAAAUUGACUUUCAAAAACCUGGGGAAGUUAAAAGAUGCCGAAGUAUAUAUGUAUAAAAUAAUGCUUCAUUCCAGUAGAGAAUAUUUGCAGAGAAAACAAUUUUGGUGCUUUGAAAAAAAUCUUGUGUUUAGAAUGAACAGAUAAUG
Molecule: messenger RNA, 5666 nt
Organism: Hypanus sabinus (Atlantic stingray)
Lineage: Eukaryota; Metazoa; Chordata; Chondrichthyes; Myliobatiformes; Dasyatidae
Product: centromere protein C-like
Exons: 17
Coding region: 103-4527 (1474 amino acids)
Biological process (GO): spindle attachment to meiosis I kinetochore; kinetochore assembly; attachment of mitotic spindle microtubules to kinetochore
Cellular component (GO): kinetochore
Molecular function (GO): centromeric DNA binding
Source: RefSeq, a predicted model, not a curated record